Messenger RNA from Caenorhabditis sp. 36 PRJEB53466, 1150 nucleotides. NCBI's taxonomy places the organism in Eukaryota, Metazoa, Nematoda, Chromadorea, Rhabditida, Rhabditidae. The record is from the annotation of a GenBank genome assembly.
AUGCCUUGUGUGCAAUCCGAGCAACGUGUCAAGCUUCUCGAGGUGCAGAACGUGAAGCUGACCGAGGUGAAGAACAAUCUGCGACAGAACCGUCUGAAGGCGCAGCAGGACAUCCGUCAGUUCGUCACCGCAAUGAUCGUUUCGCUGCGUGAACGCGAGCGUCAACUCGUCGGAGACCUCGAUCGGGCCUACUAUCAGAUGGAGGGAAAGAUCGUCAACCAAUUGGACAUUGUCUCUGAGGAACUCGGUGAGCCAGUUUUUGUCUUCUCACAAUUACCUUAAUUUCAUUUCAGCUGCCUGCCAUCUCGGCCUCCCGGUCAAUAAAUCGCUUCUGAAUCUCGAUGAGGACGUACGUCUCGAACUCGAGCUUCCGAUCUCUGAGAUCAAGGCGAUGCACGAGCACAUUCUAAAGAUGGGCGAGGUCCGUGCUUCCCAGAACUGUCAGAGACUCUCGGUGAAGAAGGUCGGAAGAACUCUUCCGCUGGACAUGGAGACGUACGACGACGACAGCAUGUGGCUUCUGACCAAGAAGAGCAAAACUGACAUGUCUCCUGAUACUCCGCAUGAGGUGGACACUGUUAAGAACUGGCUGAGUCGCCUUCCGGACGGAAAUGCCGCUCUCAACUUUGAUCUUUCCUCGUUCGCUGCCGUGGAGACGAAAAGCGAGAGCUCCGAGAGCACCACCAGCUCUUUUGAGCUUUUGAAUGAGGCGGCGAUGUGUCUGCAAUACAAUUCGAACGCGGAGAGAGUGUUCCGACAGAAGCUCGACGAAAUUUACGCAGAGCCGAGCAGCAAGUGGUUGCUCCGUUCGGACGACGAGAGCUCUUCGACCCACUUGCCACGUGCGCCGGUUCCGGAGAGCUUCCGCGCGGACGACGAGGAACUGGAUUCAGAUGACUAUGACGACGACGAUAAAAUGGACGUCGAGUGGUAGGAAAAUAGCAAAGUACUGUUUCUUAUCUCUGUUAUCAUUUUCAGCUCGUCAGACUCGUUCAAAUUCAUCGACGUCAUCACUCAACUACAGAACUCCAACGACACUUUGUGGCUGGUCACACCGAAAGUAGCACCACAAAGCGAAGAGGGCGAAGAUCAGAGUGAUCAGAGUGCGGCGGCCGAGCAUCGACGAUUCCUCCAAAAGAAUGCAUUCUAA